AUGGAACGUAUCGACGUCCACCACCACUUCAUCCCCCCCGCUUAUGUUGAGGCAUUCAAGACCACUGGAGGAGAUCCCUCGGGGUGGCAUCUUCCCCAAUGGACGCCGGAAUCCAGUAUCUCGCUGAUGGACUCCCACAACACCCGAACGGCCAUCCUUUCCCUGACUGCGCCGGGCACUUCCAUCCUGGCCCACUCACCUGGAGCUUCGGCCACCCUCGCCCGAGAGAUUAAUCUUUACGCAGCGAAGUUGCACAAUGAAAGUCCGACCCGUUUCGGCUUCUUCGCGAGUCUACCCCAUCUGACCCCCGACACCAUCCCCGCUGCUAUCGAGGAGGCGAUCUACGCGCUAGAGACCCUACAUGCAGAUGGGAUCACGCUAUACACCCGCUAUACUGGAACCGGCUAUCUUGGGCAUGACGCCUUUGCGCCUCUAUGGGAGGAACUGAACCGCCGCAAGGCCGUCGUGUUCAUCCAUCCGACGAAUACGGCGGCGGACGCUCGGAACCGGUCGAUCCUCGUCAAUCCUGCGCUUCCCCAGCCGAUUAUUGACUACCCGCAUGAGACGUGCAGGACGGCUGUCGAUCUGAUUACGUCUGGCACUAUCUCCCGCAACCCGGAUGUCAAGAUCAUCCUUUCCCAUGGCGGUGGCACAUUGCCUAUCCUUGCGACACGCGCAGCACAUCUUCUUUACGAUGCCAAAUUGACCAGCAUUAGCCCAGAAGACUUCCUAGAGCAGGCACGGAGCUUCUAUUUUGAUCUGGCGUUGUCUGGCAACGAAGAAAAUAUGCAGUUACUGGUGGGGAGGAAUGGAUUUGCAAAGGGGGGGCAUGUCUUCUAUGGCAGUGACUUCCCCUAUGCACCGGUAAGUACGAUCAACAAAUAUGUGCGGAUGAUGGAAGGGUUCUCGGUCCAGGGCGAGGAGGUGGAAAAGGCAAUUGCCAGAGAUUCGGCCGUGAAGUUGUUUCCGCGAUUCCAGAUGCCUGCAGACUUACGUGUCGGAAAGACCAAUAAUUGGGGCGCGUUUUCCGCCUGCUUAUUGCUUCCUGUUGGUUUAUCAGCUCUCUAUUCCGUACUGCAGUCUCGUGUUCAUACUUAUAGUACCUAG
Aspergillus niger is the source of this 1107-nucleotide messenger RNA. RefSeq lists its product as uncharacterized. Gene Ontology annotation, molecular function: hydrolase activity; carboxy-lyase activity. Gene Ontology annotation, biological process: secondary metabolic process. Gene Ontology annotation, cellular component: cytoplasm; cytosol. The coding region runs from base 1 to 1107 and encodes 368 amino acids. Lineage: Eukaryota; Fungi; Ascomycota; Eurotiomycetes; Eurotiales; Aspergillaceae. The transcript has 2 exons. The record is from RefSeq and is a predicted model, not a curated record.